CGCGGCCAUCUUGAAUGAGCGCCGCUCGGAUCGCGCGCUAGCUAACAUUAGCACCUCGGUCAGAUUAACUACAAUCUCUAUCGCUGACCGCCGCGGCUAUGCCCCAUUUACGUCGAUUUAUUUGAUCAGUCGACGCCUUGAGUGCGUGGAAAUGGGUAGAGACUGCGUUAAGAGUUGGCCGUGAUAAUUUAGGAGAGGGCGGAGGCGUUGCAGAUCCACGGGUGUAUUUUUAAAUUUCUGGAUAGAGGAGUUACUAUGAAUGGAGGAUAAAUGUUGCCGAAGGCUGACAGCAGCAGUUUCGUCCUCUUCUCCCUUCUCUUCGUCCUCACGCUAACGGACCCGCCACGGACAGGUCCGAGGCUAGCUCUGGCAAGAUUAUUGUCAGAGCAGCGCUGCAACCCUGGGCAGUUCGCCUGUCGCAGUGGGAAGAUGCAAUGUAUCCCCAUAUCCUGGCAGUGUGAUGGCUGGACAGCAUGUGAGGACAAAAGUGACGAGAUGGACUGUCCCUCUGUAAAGGAGGAGCGGUUUCGUUUCGGGAACGGAUACGACCAGGUAGAAGACGUCAUGGGCGUGGCUCAGCCCAUGCGCUUCAACAAAAAAUGUCCCAGCGGGUGGCACCACUACGAGAAGACAGCCAGCUGCUACAAGGUGUACCUGAGGAACGAGGACUACUGGCAGGCCGUGGACACGUGUCAGAAGGUCAACGGCUCUUUGGCUACUUUUGUGACCAACGAGGAGCUGCAGUUCAUCCUGAAGAUCGAGGUGGAUUUCAAUGACGAUGUCUGUGAGCGCAGAGACCAGUGCACGUUCUGGGUGGGUUAUCAGUACGUGAUCACCAAUCAGAGCCACACUUUACAGGGUCGCUGGGAGGUCGCCUACAAAGGGUCCAUGCAGGUGUUUAUGCCACCCGAAAGCCUCACAAAGAUGGGGGAGACCUCGUCUCAGGACAACGUCUUCUGCGCUCAGCUGCAGCGCUUUCAGCUCAAGAACAUGAACGAUCGAGGCCUGCACAGCUGGCACGCUGAGAACUGCUACAAAAAGUUCCCGUUCCUGUGCAAGAGGAGGCAAACCUGCGUGGACAUAAAAGACAACGUCGUGAACGAGGGCUACUACUUCACCCCGAAAGGAGACGACCCGUGUCUGAGCUGCACGUGUCACGACGGCGAGCCGGAGAUGUGCGUGGCGGCGCUGUGCGAGCGGCCGCAGGGCUGCCAGCACUUUCGAAAGGAUCCCAAAGAGUGCUGCAAGUUCACCUGCCUGGAUCCAGACGGAAACGGUCUGUUUGACUCGAUGGCGAGCGGGAUGAGACUGAUCGUCAGCUGCAUCUCGUCCUUCCUCAUCCUCUCUCUGCUGCUCUUCAUGGUCCACAGACUUCGCCAGAGAAGACGCGAACGCAUCGAGACGCUAAUCGGAGGCAACUUGCAUCACUUUAACCUCGGAAGACGAGUCCCGGGCUUUGACUACGGCCCAGAUGCUUUCGGUACCGGCCUCACGCCCCUGCAUUUGUCUGACGAUGGAGAAGGAGGCGUUUUUCAUUUCCAGGAGCCGCCACCUCCAUACGCAGCCUACAAAUACCCUGACAUCCACCACCCAGACGACCCCCCUCCUCCGUACGAAGCUUCCAUCAACCCAGACAGCCUCCUCUACGUGGACUUUGGACACGGCGGAGUCUCCGUGGUGCCGAGCCAGAUAAACGCCACGGGAGACGGGCUCCAGGCUGGUGUUCCCACCGGCUCCUGUCCCGUGCCAGAUUCAGUGCCGUCCUCUCAGGAGCGAGAAGACUCCAUAGAUAGCAGCACCCUGCUGGUGGGGCCUGACACGCCAACAGAUGGCCACGCCCCCACUCCUAUGCCCACAGACUGCGCCUCCUCCCUCAGCACGGUGGUAUAGGAUUGCAGGCGGACCGCUGGGAGCUGCAUCCGGAUAUUUCCCGCUGGCUCAGGAAAGUCAGAAGUGUGUUCUGCACCAGGAGAGGAUGCAACAAACUGACGUUGACUGCAGGGAGGAGACUUCACGUUUGUACAGACGUUUCAAAAAAAGAGAAGCAGCCACUUUUUUUGAGGAUGCUGUUCUUUGUCAAGACACCUGUUUUUCAAAGUGUUGGUUUUUUUGGUAAAUGCUGGCAUCUGUGGGAGCAAAAAAAAAAAAAAACGACUGAUCGUGUACAAAGAGGAGACACACCCCUGUCAGGAUGAGACUUGAAAA
Messenger RNA from Nematolebias whitei (Rio pearlfish), 2205 nucleotides. RefSeq names its product DiGeorge syndrome critical region gene 2 (gene dgcr2). The transcript is spliced from 11 exons. The coding region runs from base 271 to 1890 and encodes 539 amino acids. The record is from RefSeq and is a predicted model, not a curated record. Gene Ontology annotation, cellular component: membrane. Gene Ontology annotation, molecular function: protein binding. Lineage: Eukaryota; Metazoa; Chordata; Actinopteri; Cyprinodontiformes; Rivulidae.